AUGGAUGAUACAAACCUUAAUGCUAUUUUUGAUAUUUACUUAUCGUCUCCAUCGUAUACUCACGCCUUUGAACGAACAACAAAUGAUCUGACUUGCGUCAGUAAUUUUAAUGAUCUAAGUGCUUCUUCUUCGUCACUGCAGUUCCAAACUUCUGAACAAGCAAUAAAUACGGCUGAUACGAAUUACGAAGAUGCAUUUUAUGUGAUAAAUGCUUUUCCAUCCCUAUCAUCUUCAUCUCAGACCUCUGGACAAACAAAAAAUAAUUCAACUUGCACCAGUAAUUUUCAUGAUCAAAACGCUCCUCUUUCAUCUUUGUUGCUGCAGCUUUAUGCUUUUGAACAAGCAAGAAAUACUACAGAUGUGAAUUUCGAAGAUGUAUUUUAUGAGAAAAAUAAUUUUUCAUCUUUCUCAUCCUCACUUCAGGAAGAUAAAUCUACUUUUUAUGAGAAUUUAAAUGCUUCUUGUUCUUCAUCACAGAUUCAAACUUCUGAGGAAACAAAUAACGUUGAAAUGGAAACUUCUGAGAAAACAAAUAAUGUUGAAAUAGAAUGUGAAUCUACUUUUCGUGGGGAUAUAAAUGCUUCUUGGUCUUCAUCGCAGAUUCAAACUUCUGAGGAAACAAAUAACGUUGAAAUGGAAUGUGAAUCUACUUUUCAUGAGGACAUAAAUGCUUCUUGUUCUUCGACCUUAA
Messenger RNA from Dentiscutata erythropus, 691 nucleotides. The record is from the annotation of a GenBank genome assembly. Lineage: Eukaryota; Fungi; Glomeromycota; Glomeromycetes; Diversisporales; Gigasporaceae.